Messenger RNA from Orbilia oligospora ATCC 24927, 1767 nucleotides. RefSeq lists its product as uncharacterized. The record is from RefSeq and is a predicted model, not a curated record. The coding region runs from base 1 to 1767 and encodes 588 amino acids. Gene Ontology annotation, biological process: vesicle-mediated transport; intracellular protein transport. Lineage: Eukaryota; Fungi; Ascomycota; Orbiliomycetes; Orbiliales; Orbiliaceae. The transcript is spliced from 8 exons. Gene Ontology annotation, cellular component: Golgi membrane.
AUGGAUAUCGUCGCGGCUGUAUCGUCAUACGUCACUAGAAUAAUCACCGAUGGCGCAGCGUCGACUCAGAACACCGGUGCGACCGGGAAGAUGAAGAUUUUAUUGCUGGACUCGGAAACAAUGCCGAUAAUGUCGACAGCGACAUCCCAGUCCACCCUGCUUCAGCAUGAAGUCUUCCUGAUAGAUCGUCUUGAAAACAUCAAUCGCGAGAAAAUGCGACACCUGAAAUGCCUCUGUUUCGUUCGACCGUCGCCAGACUCGAUACAGCUUCUCGUCGAAGAGCUCCGAGACCCAAAGUACAGCGAGUACAUGCUCUAUUUUAGCAAUAUUGUUAAAAAAAGCUCGUUAGAACGCCUGGCCGAAGCAGACGAUCACGAAGUUGUCAAAUCAGUCCAAGAAGUAUUCGCCGACUACCUCGUUGUCAACCCGGACCUGUACGCUCUUAAGGACAGCGCAUUGAAUGGGUUAAGAAUAUGGUCACAGUCUCCAGAUCAGUGGAAUCCCGAUGCCCUUAUUCGGGCGACGGAUGGUGUUCUAGCGUCGUUAUUAACUCUCAAGAAGAAGCCGUUGAUACGGUAUGCUCGGAAUAGCUUAAUGUCUAAGAAGCUAGCCACCGAGUUAACUUUCCAAAUGACCCAAGAAACCCAACUAUUUGACUUCCGAAAAACCGAUACACCGCCGAUACUCCUUAUCCUUGACCGAAGAAGCGACCCCAUCACUCCUCUACUCUCUCAAUGGACCUACCAAGCCAUGGUACACGAGCUGCUCGGCAUCGAAAAUGGCAGGGUGGACUUAAGCGAUGUGCCAGACACCCGCCCCGAGCAUAAGGAAAUAGUCCUCUCAGCCGACCAAGAUCCUUUCUUCAAGAAGAACAUGUAUGUCAACUUUGGCGACCUAGGCAGCAACAUAAAGGAAUACGUCGAUCAAUAUCAGGCUAAAACAAACUCGAGCAAGAAUCUCGAGAGUAUAGCGGAUAUGAAACGAUUUGUCGAGGAGUAUCCAGAAUUCAGACGGUUGUCCGGGAACGUCAGCAAGCAUGUUAACCUGGUGUCUGAGCUAAGUCGGCGUGUUGAGAAGGAGAGCCUGCUAGAAGUUUCAGAGCUGGAGCAGAGUUUUGCAUGCCAGGACAAUCAUAAUGCGGAUUUGAAGACUCUACAAAAGCUUCUACAGUCUGCGAUUCCCCCAGAAAACAAGAUACGGUUGGUGGCACUGUACAGUAUAAGAUACGAGAAGCACCCCAACAACGCUCUUCCCGUUCUCAUGGACCUGCUGCAAGUUGGUGGUGUAAGCCCUACAGACUGCAAUAGCGUACGGAACCUUAUCAGCUUCUACCACUCCUUGAAAUCUCAGGAAGAUAUAUUUGAGGCAUCAGAUAUCUUUUCGCUCGCCAGCCGAAGUCUCAAGGGUUUAAAGGGUGUAGAGAAUAUCUAUACACAACAUACACCACGAAUGGGCCAGACACUCGGAAGUCUAAUCAAAGGAAGGCUAAGCCUUCAAUCUUAUCCCUUUUUCGAGGGCGGCGGUACAACGAAGGAUAAACCACAGGACAUUAUUGUAUUCAUGGUCGGUGGUGCGACGUAUGAAGAGGCUAGGUUGAUUGCUCAGGUCAAUGCUUCGACCCCAGGUGUCAGGAUUGUACUAGGUGGAACGAGUAUGCUAAACAGUGAUUCAUUUAUCAAGACAGCGAAUGAAGCUACAUCUAUGUGGCCUAUCUCCGCCCCGACUAAUGCGAGUGGGAGAUUGAGGAGAGAGAUUGGAGCCAUUUAA